UGUUCUCAAUUUAAACCGAGUGACACAGUUUAAAUUCUCAUCCUAAACUCUCCGCGGUUUAGUGGUUUAUGGCAUUUGAGCAUGCAUAUGUUCAUCUCAGUUUCACUGAAUUAAACUAACUCAUCUCCAGCUGCGCAGCUCCGCGCAGAGUUUUAUUAAACCGCAGUUGUCUGAACAGCAUGACUCCGCUACGCUGGUGGAGCCACAAAAUAGCGGGAGAUAACCCGCAGCAAGAUCUUUAUACAGACCCUGCUGCUGUAAGAGAGGUCUGGAUCAGUCACAGCUCUCCGGGAGAGCUCAAUGGCCGUGUAGGUGGUCCUCAGUUCCAUAACCGAAAGGGCCGAGGGUCCUUCAGAGGUCGUCCUCACAAUGAGCAGAUACGACAGAGGCACAGAGGGGGACAAACAGGAGGCUUCGGACCUGGACCACGCAGCAGGCUUGAGGAUCGAGAUGGCGAUGUGUCCAUGAGUGAUUGCCAAGAUGGAGCUUUUCAGCAGAGAUUCAAUCCCUAUGGAAGACCCAACCGAAAAGAUGGUCGAUUUGAUCGAGACAGAAGAGGAGGUGGAGGGGGGCUUGUGGGAUACAGGUCACCAGGAGUAAGUGCACCGUUACUGGAUACACCCAGUCUGUUUGGUUGCACAAGCUCAGAAAAAAACAAAACUUGGUUUAAAAUAACGAUACCCUAUGGCAAGAAAUAUGACAAGAAGUGGCUUCUGACUGCAUUACAGAAUCUGUGCCAUGUACCUUUUAUUCCAAUACACUACUCUACAGAGGGCAAUAAAGUACAGUUCUUCCUAGAAGAUGCCAUAUCAGCCAAUGCCCUGAGCAAAAUCACUCGCAGGAUCACAGAUACUGAAGGAUAUAAGGUGGUUGUGCUUAUAAACCCCUGCCCUCCUCCUGCCUUCCUCCAGAGUGACCUGACAGAACAGGACCUGGAACACUUGAAGCAAUGCAUGUCCAAGCGUUUUGACGCCUCAGAGCAGCAUCUUGAUCUGAACAGCAUCCAGACAGAUCCAGAUUUGGUGUCUCAGAAAAUUAAAGUGAUUUUGAACCACAAGAAUUGCAUGCAAGCUGUAGUGAAGAUCAUUGAGGAGAAUAUUCCAGAGCUGGUGUGUCUCAACCUAAGCAAUAACAGACUCUACAAGUUGGAUGAUUUUGCAGAACUGGUGAACAAAGUGCCCAACCUGAAGACACUCAACUUGUCCCACAAUGAGCUAAAGUCUGAGCGGGAGCUCGACAAGGUGAGGGGCUUUAAGCUGACGGAGCUGUGCCUAGACCGCAAUCCUCUGUGUGACCACUUUAAAGACCAGUCCUCAUACAUCAGCGCUAUUCGGCAACGAUUCCCCAAGCUCCUCAAACUGGACGGUCAUGAUCUUCCUGCACCGAUAGGAUUUGAUAUUGAAACUGGUACUAUAAUUCCUACCUGCAAGGGGAGCUACUUUGGUUCAGAUGAAAUCAAGGAGUUUGUUCUAGGUUUUCUGCAGCAAUACUACAGUGUGUAUGACUCUGGGGACAGGCAGUCUCUACUGGAUGCUUAUCAUGAAGGUGCCUCCUUCUCUCUCAGCAUCCCUAUGUCCAUGCACAAUCCCUUCAGGUCUUUUCUGGGAGACUAUCAAAAAGAUAGUCGCAACCUUAAAAAGCUCAAAGACCCAGUUGCACGGUUCCGCUUGUUGAAGCACAACCGAUUGAAUGUGGUCGCCUUUCUGAAUGAGCUCCCACGGACUCAGCAUGACACAGCUUCUUUCAGUGUGGAUGUAAACACAUACAGCCAAACAUUGCUGGCAUUUACAGUGAGUGGGGUGUUUAAGGAAGUUGAUGGCAAGUCGAGAGACUCUGUUCGUGCAUUCUCCCGGGUCUUCAUCGCUGUCCCAGCAGUGAAUUCUGGGUUGUGUUUAGUCAAUGAUGAGCUGUUUGUGAGGUUUGCCAAUACAGAAGACAUCCGUCGUGCGUUUUUCGCACCGGCCCCUACCCCAUCCAGUAGCCCUGUGCCCACCCUCUCGGCUCCCCAGCAGGAGAUGCUCUCUGCAUUCUCCCAGAAGUCUGAGAUGAAUCUCGAGUGGUCCCAAAAGUGUCUGCAGCAUAGUGACUGGGACUUCAACAGAGCUGUUCAGAUCUUCACAGAACUAAAGGCUCAGGGCUCCAUACCAGAAGUUGCUUUCAUAAAGUGAAGAUGGAUCAGCGUAUAUUUGUUUGUUGUUGGAAAAUCUGAUUGGUGUGAAAGGAAUAAAAAAAAAGGAAAAAUCAGGAACUUGUUUUAUAUGAAUUUUUAUUAGUUUUAUUUUCUGUUUUUUUUUUUUUACUUUGUACUGCACUUCAAGCUGUACUGAGAUUGAAGACACUAAGAGCACUUCUGUUUUGUUACAGUUGCAUUGUUGUUAUUAAUUAAUUUAUUCAUUUUGUUGAACCCCUUGUUUACUGUUUUAAUUUCCUACAUGAGGUACGAGUUCAUAAAAUAAACUCUUAAAGAGUUAUCAUU
Astyanax mexicanus (Mexican tetra) is the source of this 2476-nucleotide messenger RNA. RefSeq names its product nuclear RNA export factor 1a (gene nxf1a). Gene Ontology annotation, cellular component: nucleus; cytoplasm. NCBI's taxonomy places the organism in Eukaryota, Metazoa, Chordata, Actinopteri, Characiformes, Acestrorhamphidae. The record is from RefSeq and is a predicted model, not a curated record. Gene Ontology annotation, molecular function: RNA binding; protein binding. Gene Ontology annotation, biological process: poly(A)+ mRNA export from nucleus. Bases 180 to 2168 code for a protein of 662 amino acids. The transcript has 22 exons.